CGUCAAGUAUAUUACGUACGCAACCCUGGUCGGAAGUGAAACGUUUUGGCGUGAUCAGACCGGCCCAAAGUUUUUAAAAGAAUAAUAUUCUUAAAUCUAAGAAUAUUUAUUAAUUUUUUAAAUUAAAAACCAAAAAAGAAGAAACCGCAAAAAUGACGAUCGGAAAGAAUAAUAAGAUGCUGCAGCACAUCAACUAUAGAGUGCGAAUUAUCCUACAAGAUUCUCGUACUUUCAUUGGAACAUUCAAAGCUUUUGACAAGCAUAUGAAUUUAAUUCUUGGUGAUUGUGAGGAAUUUCGUAAAAUCAAACCAAAAAAUACCAAACAACCGGAAAGAGAGGAGAAGCGUGUUCUUGGUUUUGUUUUAUUACGUGGGGAGAAUAUUGUCUCGUUAACUGUUGAAGGACCACCUCCUCCCGAAGAAGGUUUACCAAGAGUACCAAUUCCAGGCGCUGCACCUGGACCAGGAAUGGGAAGAGCCGCUGGUCGUGGAAUGCCAGCAAAUGUCGCUGGUAUACCAGCUGGAUUACAGGGACCGGUACGUGGUGUUGGCGGUCCUUCACAACAAAUAAUGACACCCGGUGGUAGAGGACAAGUGUCAGCACCACCACAAAUGCAUCCUGGUGCUCCUCCACGAAUGCCAGUCGGUGGACCACCACCUGGAAUGAUGGGACCUCCACCCGGCAUGAUGGGUAUGCCACCAGGAAUGCCUCCAAUGGGUCGAGGUGGACCUCCAAUGGGUCCUCCAAUGAGAGGACCACCACCUGGAAUGAUGCGCGGUGGACCACCUCCAAGACCUUAUUAAUUGUAAUUAUCAACCAUUUUUUUUUUUUUCACUCUUCAAACCAAUAAAUCAGAAUCUUAAUUAAGAAUAA
Messenger RNA from Leptopilina boulardi, 873 nucleotides. RefSeq names its product small nuclear ribonucleoprotein-associated protein B (gene SmB). The transcript is spliced from 3 exons. Lineage: Eukaryota; Metazoa; Arthropoda; Insecta; Hymenoptera; Figitidae. Gene Ontology annotation, biological process: mRNA splicing, via spliceosome. Bases 153 to 803 code for a protein of 216 amino acids. The record is from RefSeq and is a predicted model, not a curated record. Gene Ontology annotation, molecular function: RNA binding. Gene Ontology annotation, cellular component: U2-type prespliceosome; U4/U6 x U5 tri-snRNP complex; U5 snRNP.